Mycena citricolor is the source of this 7231-nucleotide messenger RNA. The record is from the annotation of a GenBank genome assembly. NCBI's taxonomy places the organism in Eukaryota, Fungi, Basidiomycota, Agaricomycetes, Agaricales, Mycenaceae.
GACCAUUAAUUACAUUUGGCUGGGAACAUUUCGAACAUGACAAUUGGGCUCGCCACCCGGACAUCUCGGAACUUUCCCCUGCUUGCUAUCAGCAAUGUUGCCUCGAGCACUAGCCGUGUCUGCUAUCCUUUCAGCUCAUGGAAGGUGGAGGGGAAUGUUGAGUGUACCGCCACAGACUUGACAGGUCUUCUUGAGAAGUUCUCACACCUUAGCUGAGUAAUCGUGGUACGCAUUUCUGCACCCAUUCUCGCUUCAAUCGAAAGUCAACGACGACUCGGAGGCGAUUGUCUUUAUCUAUCGUCACUUUUUGUUAUGUUUGGUGGCACAAAUUGCUGUGAACCAGAGAUAUUUUAUGUUCUCAACAGACCCCUUCGACCAGCAGUGCAAUGACCGAAACCCGAUUGAUUGAAGGAACCUCGGCAUCUGCGAUUGGAUCAGAUGUGUUAUUGAUUAGAUUAUGUUAUCGUACAGUAAUCACCACAUCAACAACUUUUCUCUACGCCCAAAAUGUCGGUAUACCCGUACAGCCAGCUUCUCUUCGCUGCAUCCACAGCAGUAGCUAUAACCGGCCCAGUCAUCCAGGUUUUCAACGCGAGUCUUGUCGCGAGCACAUCCGAGUCCUCGAAGAGCUCCCAAGGAGGCGAGGACAUCGUGGGUGGUUCUGAUGCCGGACCCAUCCGGAUGGCUGCGAUAAACGACGGCGCGACACAUCUCGCGACGGCUGCAGACGACAAGAAUCUCAGAGUAUGGAAGAUUGGCGCAUCGGGACUGGAGCUGCUCAGUGCACGCGAGCUGCCUAAAAGGCCGACGGCCUUGAAGUUCACGCGGGAUGGACAAACUAUACUGGCGUCUGACAAAUUCGGCGAUGUCUUUAGGUUGGUCGCUUUCGCGUCUUACCGCCGAUACAUCAUUGACUUCCGGGAUUUCAGCUACACCUUGGAACCUGUGUUGAUCCCCGAGCCGUUACCAGAAGAAAGACAGAAGUCGCGUGCAAUGUUGUCCCAUGACAAUCCGUCUGGAGGCACUCUCGUCCUGGGGCACGCAUCUUUCUUGACCUCAUUCACCCUUACCGCCGACGAGAGAUUCAUUGUAACUGCCGACCGAGAUGAGCACGUUCGCGUCAGCUGGUAUCCGGAGGGACACGUCGUCGAGCGAUAUUGUCUCGGGCACACCAAAUUUGUCUCCGCGGUGCACAUUCCUAUCUUCGCAUCGUCAGAACUCGUAUCAGGGGGUGGAGACUCAAGUUUGAGAGUGUGGGAUUGGAUGAGUGGCAAGCUUUUACGUGAGAUCCCCAUUCUCGACACAAUUGAGCCCUUCAUUCGAGUCUUUCCCGGCAAGAAAUCAAAGAGUCCGGAAGACGAUGAUGGAGAGGGCAACGCAGAUGGAAAGAAGAAAAAGAAGAAAGGACGGAAAGCGAAGGUCAAGGACCGGGCAGCGGCCAGAGAAAAUGCGAUCCUCGUCGACGAACAACCAGAAGACGAUUUGGAAGAGGAGGAAAAAGCUGAUGGGGCACUGGAUGAAUCCUCGAACGAAAAAGUCAAGGUUCUCGUUGUGCAGAGAAUCGAAUCUCUGCGGACUCCAGAGGGAGGAAACUAUCUAGUUUUCAGUGCUGUAGGUGCCACAGCCUUGUUCUUACACACUGGAGACUCAGUUCAACCCUUCGACUUUGGGCUGCCGGUGACCGAUUUCAACCUGGCCUCUGACGGCUCGAUUUGGGUGUGCUUGGACGUCUCAUGGUCAGAAGCUGGAUCGACGACUUCUGAUGCGCUGGUUCGCGCUGUGCGCGUCGUUGAUGGACGGCUGGUAGAAGUAGCUAUGACCGAUUCACAUCCUCUUCUUGUCGGUCUGAAUUCCGAAAUUUCCAGAAUUGGAGCUACACCAGCUGAGAUUGCAUCUCUGGAGCUUUACCUACCUCUGAUCGCGAUGCCGAAAAACACAGAAGAUUCGUCCGACCCGAUGGAUCGCACGCAGUUUGAGAGCAGUGCAAGCAAGAAGGAGCAGGCUCGCCUGAAAACUAAACAAGCAGUAGAACGAGCAGCCCAGAAUCAGGGCGAGGAAAAGGAGGAGCCAGAGACCAAACGAGCACGAUCACAGCAGGAUGAAGAUGUUGCCAUGUAAGUAACAUCCGAGUAGACUGCCGGACCCAGAUUUGGAAAUCACGCAUUUUGAAAAUUUUCGGCUGUGUCUUUGGUAUUAUGAAUGUCCUAGAAUUUCAACAGACGCAGGUCUGACGAAAGUCGAUGCGCGAAGAGCCUGAUGACGCGUGACCGUGACCAGUCCCAUCACGUGCAAAGCUAAAAAAAAUAGAUUAUACACGCGAUAUUGGAGUCGAUGGCAAAAUUUCCGAUCUUUUGAAGAUCAUGACUCGGAGUGAUUUUCCCCCCUAUUUUGCAAGUGAAUAUUGCGUCGAUAUCAUCAAGUACUGUACCUUCUGUGAACACUCUUCCUCUGACUGCAAUUGUGACCUGUCACAUCAUAUCUGGUCAUCACGGAUCUUUGGCAGUCCGCCACAACACCCAAGCAAUGCAAAGCGGAUGGUAGCUGGCUUAUCUCUGAAUUCGGACUCGUACGAAAUGCAUUCGACAGCAAACCUUGGGACAGAGCGACAAGGUCUGCUGGAAGCUUCUGAGGAUGUGGACGUCGACCAGCCAGUCAUACCCUCGGCCGAAGGCUCCAGCAGGAUGAUGCUCCGACUCGGCCUCUCCUUCUUUCUCUUUGGUCUCAUCAACAAUGUUCUCUACGUCAUCAUUCUCUCGGCCGCGCUGGACCUCGUUCCGCCGUCGACGCCCAAAGGCAUCAUCGCGUUCUGCAAUAUCGCACCGGCGCUUGCUGCCAAGGUCGGAUGGCCGUAUGUACUGAAAGGGAAGAUAAGGUACACGACGCGGUUGGUCGGAUGCUGUGCCCUCAGUGCUGCCGGCAUGUUGGUUGUCGCCUUCUUUGAUAGCCUAUUCAUGCGUUUGCUCGGGAUCAGCCUGGCGUCAUUCUCGUCCGGCCUUGGUGAAUUGACUUUCUUACAACUCUCGACGACCUAUUCGCCUGCCUCUGUUGCUGGGCACAGCGUCGGAUACUUCGCCUCGGGCACUGGCGCAGCCGGCCUUGUCGGUGCUUUCCUUUGGUGGGAAGUACGAGGGCUUGGUGUGCGUGUUGGUGUCGGUAUGUCAUCGUUCAUGCCCUUGAUCAUUCCCGUGGCCUACUUCUUCCUGCUGCCAAAACCAGCGUCGUUCUCUGUUCCAUCGGCAUCUUAUUCUCCACUUGCUACAGACGAGAACGGCGAACAGCGAGAAGAGGAUGCCGUCAAACGACCUGUGGCUUUAUCUGCAGCUGAUAAAUGGCAACUGGUGCGACCCAUGCUAGUCAAGUACAUGCUUCCGCUAUUCUUUGUCUAUCUUUUUGAAUACACUAUUAAUCAAGGAAUCGCUCCUACCCUGCUCUAUCCAGUUCCCGAUCCAGAAACCCACUAUCUCCUGAGCAAGCUCAUCAAAUCCGUUCGCGACUAUUAUCCUCUGUGGCAGCUCGUGUAUCAAACGACUGUGUUUCUGUCGCGUUCCUCGAUCUCGAUUGGUAUUCCACCACUCCCUCCUCGAUACUUGUCGCUUCCUGCCAUCCUUCAAGCCUGCAUCUUCGCUGUUCUCGCUUGUGAAUCUGGUGUAGGGCUGUUCUCCGCAGACGUGGAUGAGUCUUGGAGUAUCACUCUCGUGUUCCUGCUUGUCAGCCUGGAAGGGAUUUGUGGUGGCUCUGCCUACGUCAAUGUGUUCUACCGAAUCAAUCAGGAAGACAGCUCUGGCGACGAGACGGAGUCCGAUCCUGAGCGCACUCGACAGGAGCGAGAAUUCAAGAUCGGGUCUGUCGGCUUCGCUGACUCCAGCGGUAUCUUGGCUGCGUCGCUGUUUGCCGUUCCGAUGGAAGUUGGAUUGUGUCGUGCCCAAGUGCAGCGAGGGAAGUUGCUGUGUAAGGGCUUGUAGAUUAGAUGUACACCUUGCUCAUAGGUAUCUGUAUUAUAGCUUCUUGCGAUAAGGUGAGCAAUCGCCAGUGACCAGGAAGAGAAUGAGACCGGGAUGGGGUGAAUUGCAACCCUCAUGGGGACUGGAAGCGGGGUCGAUUACCUAAACUUUCACCCGCGGAAUCAAAUUGAUUGGCCACUUCUCUUGACCUAUUCUCUUCUUCACUACCAAUUUCUGACCAUGCCUGAGCCCCGCGCUGUGCCCACUUGAACGUCUUGUCCAACCACAUAAAUCAUUCCUGGCAUGAAUCACUACCAACUCACCAAUUUUGGCUGGUUUCAUCUCUCAGGACUGUAGGGCUGUGGCCCAAAGUGAGCUACUUGACUCCCCUUACUCGAUUGUUCCGCAAGUGACCGAACGAAGACAAAGAGCGGGUAGCUCUACGUGAAAUGUUCCAUUAGGUGUCGGAUGAGGUGAACACUGGCAAGCUUGGGACAACAGCGGAUGAUGUCUCAGCUGCGAGCGCGGAUGUAAAAUGUCUCACCCCCUAUCUCCGACUUUCAACAUAUAAGGCGGGCACAGGCGACAGAGGGCGCCUAUCCACUGCUUUAACUGUUUAACACAAACCACCACUACCUACCAUCUACUCUGCAUCACAUUAUCAUGUCGCACACCACCACGUAUGAUUUCCCCGAGUCCAUCGCUCCGUCCUCCUCGACCUCGAGUGUCUCAUCCGACUGCUCGUCGAGCAGCACAAGCACCCUUCGAGACCGUCGAGGAGUGUCGUUGUGGAUCUCGUUCUCCGCCGUCUUCCCGGUCGCUCCCAAACCCAAGGGAGCGCUCGGCCCGACCGUGAACAACAUCCCCCGUCGUCGGAAGCGCAGUAGUGUCGUUUCCAUCGACUCGCGGCCCGUGUCUGAGAACUCGUCGUCUCUCGACCGGGGCGGCUACUUUGCGUGAGGGGUCGGGUCGAAGAGAAGACGGAGAUGGAGCAGUAUGCGGUCGUGUGAUGGAAAUGAGCCAUCCACGACACCAAAUCAAAAGUCACACACUCUGAGACCCCAGUCCAGUCGGACUCUGCCGACAAAGAGCGGCAGCCUCGAAGCUAUCCUAAGCGACGAGGCAUGGGUUUAAUCACCAUACGUUCCAUAUGCUUAGCAAGCUGUGGUCGUUAUAAAUCAUAUUAUGCAUCCAUCCACACAGUUACUUCAUUAGGUUGAGAUAUCCAUGGUGUGAGAGCUCUCUUUGAAUCCACGCUUGAAUUUCGAGAACGGAAACUCAAGUUCAUUCUUGAGCAGUGUCGCAGACUACCAUGAGCUUGUCCCCUUGAUGCGCACACGGAACCUUGUGUAUUCACUGAGCAACUAGAGAUAGCUAUAUCCAAUUAAAUAACCCCGAACCGAACCUAGAGCCGCGAAGAUACAAGUACAAGUACAUACAAGUGUGACUAUAUCCUUGACAUGAGACUAUUCAGAGACACCAAGACCGUUUUGAAACUGCGAUUUCGUGGGACCUGAGCAGGGCGGUGUCCACCCCAAACGACUGUUUCAUCGCUGCAGCCUCUUCGGAGAAACAGGACAUCUCUGGCGAGAAGAACGUUGGGGGAGACUGGAAUAUGCGCAGAUAGCUCAGCCUCCCGGCGCCAUUUCCUCGUCGUCCUCGGGUCGCAACGAGUGUUCUGAACGCGUCGAAUGUCUGGCAAUUGAGUUCGGACGAAUACACGAGCGAUUCGAGAGACGGGCAUCGUUCUCCCGUAUUGAGACUCUGCAGAAGCUCGAGUCCUUCUUGCCCGUUGGUGGAGUCGACCAGUAGGAACUGCAACCACGGGAGGCAGUCUAAACACAUCGCAAGCAAGUUGGACGCAGUCGCUUUGGUGCAUUCCCACAUCGAGAGCCGGCGGAUUGCGGAAGGGGAGCUUUGAGACAGGAGAUAUCGCACAAGCGAAUCUGCACUCGAACGGUGCAGGCUUAGGUCCUCGACCGCCGGCAAGUCCAAGAACGGCAAGAUGUCGGUGUCGGUGUCGUGGGUGUGGUAGCAAAAGCGCCUGAGAUAAGGCAGCUUGAUGCUGCCCGGCUCGAAGUACUGUUGAUCGGGUGCGACAUUCCAUCCGUGGCGCUUGGCAGUGGAAAGCACACACUCGAUCAGGUGGGGCGUGCAGCUGAGGACGUUCAGAGCCUCGGUGCGCCCGAGAUACGGCACCUCCAGAUGCGUCAGCUGUGCAAGUGGCACUCCACUCAAGCGAAGCAAGUUCGCGGAUUGUUUGUGCUGCCUGAAGCGCAGCUCUCGAAGGUUGGGUGCGGAAGCUAGGACGGCGGGUAUAGCACCAGGGACACUCCCGAUGAUUUCGAUGGUGCGCAACUUGGGGAAGGAAGCUCCGCUCAGCACGGAGUCGAGGGCAUUAACCCGUCGCGGCCAGAUAUUCGACCCCGCGCAGGAUUCGAAGUUGAAGCGCAGUGAUUCCCAUCUGCCAGAGAAGCUCAGAAGGAGGUCAAACAGAUCAUCGUCCGGCCUCCCCCAAAGCAGCACAUGUGCGCCCAACUCCGUGCAGCCCGAGAUUCUGUCCAACUGCACUUCCAGCAUCUGCCGGCGGGUAUGCAACAUAGCUUUGGGUACCCUCUCGGUCAGAGUAAGCACAGACCACAGGCCGGGAUGUCCCAGCGCUGCCUGCCGCCAAGCCCUACAGACGACGCCCACAGCCCAGGGCGCGCGGAAGUCCGAUUCCCAGGACCGUUGCGCGAAAGCGUCCGCAGGAGGGUUGAUCAAAGAGAAGAUGUGCUGCAGGAUCUCGGUGGGGAGGUAGCGGAUGGGUGACAGUAUCGCGCGAUGCCGGGCAAUAGAUUGGAGCGUCGCGUCUCGUCGCGAUAGCGCCAUGGCAAGAGAGGCAUUGAGCGCGGUAAUCUCUGUCUCGACAGAGGCUAGGACAGCCUGGGCGGAGGUAAGGAGAUCAUAGGUCGACUGGCACUCUGACGACGAGUGUGGGGGCUCAUUCGAGGUGAGCAGGUGAGUGAGGAGCACGCUCAUGGGGAAGGAGAAGUAACGGGAAAGAGAGAGGGAGUCGCACGCCUAGUGUUUCAAGAGUCAUUUCUUGUGCCCGUGAAGUAAUCAUCAGUGAUCUGGACCAGGUGGUAGCGAACUUCUGGCAACAAUGAUAGGUCACACGCAGACGGAAGACAGAAGCUAGGAGGAUAAUGCAAUGUGGGUGUGAGCCAGAUAUGGAGGACCGCCUCGGACCAGCCCGCUCAGUAAGCAGCAGGAAGUCCGGGUGUGAUUUGAAUGGCACGGCGUUCAAG